GAGACAGAAAAAAAAAAAGGGUUCAUCAAUUGGAUGGAGGAAAAUCUACCUCCUGGAUUCAGGUUUCAUCCUACAGAUGAAGAGCUCAUCACAUGCUAUCUUACAAGAAAAGUGUCUGAUUCUACCUUCACAUCAAAAGCUAUAGCCGUUGUUGAUCUCAAUAAGUCUGAACCUUGGGACCUCCCAGGUAAAGCUUUCAUGGGGGAGAAAGAAUGGUAUUUCUUUAGCUUAAGAGACCGAAAGUAUCCAACAGGACUUCGAACAAACCGAGCCACUGAAUCAGGCUACUGGAAAACCACAGGGAAAGACAAGGAAAUUUUUGGUGCUGGGGUUUUGGUAGGAAUGAAGAAAACCCUAGUCUUUUAUAGGGGUAGAGCUCCAAGGGGCGAGAAAAGCAAUUGGGUCAUGCACGAAUAUAGACUAGAAAACAAGCAUCACUUUCGACCUUCAAAGGACGAAUGGGUGGUUUGCAGGGUUUUCCAAAAGAGCUUGGCAGCAAAAAAGCCACAACAAACAUCUUCCUCCCAACCAGAGUCUCCUUGUGACACAGCAUCAAUGGUGAAUGAAUUUGGUGAUGUUGACAUUCCCAAUCUAAACAACAUUGCAAAUUCAUCAACUGUACUCCCUAACAUUUCAGGACAAACUUUCAACACUAACCUCAAUAACAAUAUUAAUCAUAAUGUUAACACAAAUAUGAACUUGACCAUGAAUUGGCCAUGUUCAAGUGAGGUUCCCUCUCUUCCAUCUCUCCCAUGGCCUUCUGAGUUGCUAAAUCCAAAUAAUAUUUCUGUAAAUUCUUUGCUUCUCAAAGCAUUACAACUUAGGAGUUAUCAACAAAGAGAAGCAGCAGCAGCAGCAGUCACUGAUCAUUUUGCAUCAUAUAUGCCUCAUGGAGUUUCCCAUGUUGGAAAUGACUUAAGUUCAAAUCUCACUGCUUCUUCUUCAAAAGUUUUAGAAUGUAUGCCACAACACCAACACCAACACCAACACCAACACCAGCAGCAACAGCAGGAGCAACCAUUCAAUUUGGACUCCAUUUGGUGA
Messenger RNA from Abrus precatorius (Indian licorice), 1044 nucleotides. Its product is annotated as protein CUP-SHAPED COTYLEDON 1-like. Lineage: Eukaryota; Viridiplantae; Streptophyta; Magnoliopsida; Fabales; Fabaceae. The transcript is spliced from 4 exons. The record is from RefSeq and is a predicted model, not a curated record. Gene Ontology annotation, molecular function: DNA binding. Bases 34 to 1044 code for a protein of 336 amino acids. Gene Ontology annotation, biological process: regulation of DNA-templated transcription.